This is a messenger RNA of Phaedon cochleariae (mustard beetle), 2216 nucleotides long. The record is from the annotation of a GenBank genome assembly. Lineage: Eukaryota; Metazoa; Arthropoda; Insecta; Coleoptera; Chrysomelidae.
AUUCGAUUCAAUACAAGUUUUGUACCUAUCAAGAUUAAAAAUGGGAUGCAAAAGUAAAAAGAAGGAAGAUAAGGACCAUGAACUAUAUUCAAAAAAGUUCAUGGGGACCCAGAAGCUCCUGUUACUAGGAACUGGGGAAUCUGGAAAGUCAACCAUAAUCAAACAAAUGAAAAUAUUGCAUGUGAAUGGAUUUUCAGAAAGUGAGAAGAAGGAGAAGAUACCAAAUAUCAGACAAAAUAUUCGUGAAUCAAUAUACGAUAUUCUAAGCCACAUGAACACUAUCAAUCCACCAGAGCAGUUAGAAAAGGAGGAAUCCAAAACCGCCGUAGAAUAUAUUCUACAGCUGGGACCAAAAGAACCUAUCGAAUAUACUGAUGAAUACUUUGAUCAAGUAGACAUUGCCUGGAGGGAUGAAGGUGUCAAAAAAACCUUCAGAAGAUCGAACGAGUAUCAGUUGAUUGACAGUGCGGAAUACUUUUUAGAUAGAUUGCACAUAAUAAGAAAAACAGACUAUAUCCCAACCGUUGAAGAUAUACUAUAUUGCAGAGUAAAGACGGUUUCCAUAAGUAAGAUAGAAUUUGAAGUUCAAGUACCAAAAUCAUUUGGUGGCGGCAUGGCCGAAUUUUGGAUGUACGAUGUUGGAGGUCAAAGAGGAGAAAGGAAGAAGUGGAUAAAAAUAUUCUCAGGGAUAGAAACGAUACUAUUCUUGAUAGCAGCGAGUGAUUUUGACUUGACCUUACGAGAAGAUAACAAAAUUAAUAGACUCCAGGAAUCUUUCAAUCUCUUCGAGGAUAUUUACUGGAAUCAAUUCGUGAGAGAUGCUGGGCUCAUAGUUUUCUUGAACAAACAGGACGUUUUGAAACGGAAAAUUCAGCAGGGAGGAAAUAUGACCGAAUAUUUCCCUGAAUAUUCUGAUUAUGUGCCGAAAGAAAGUUGUGAAAAUGAAUAUGAUAAAGCGAAAUUAUUCAUGAAACAUAAAAUUGAGGAAAUUUCCGCGAAAAAUCCUGUGACUAUAGAGAAUAUUGGAUUAGUGCCUGGAAGCAAUAUCCUCGAGACUGUUUCUGCACGAACUGUCUAUACCCAUUUCACUAUUGCAACUGAUACUAGGAAUAUAAGAACGGUAUUCGAUUCUGUUCAUCAAAAUAUACUACAAAAAAAUAUAAGGAGCCUUUAUUGAGAAAUGAAUGCUUGUUUUCUUGUUGAGAUAUGUAUUAGUGAGGGAAAAAGUUAUAGAAUAAAGUCAUUACUUCAAGAAUAGGCGACUCUGCGGACAAAUCCUGUAACAUGUCAUAUCUAAUUACCGAUUUGCCGCACGAGGCAAUAUUGAAUAUACAGGCUGAUCCAUGUUUCAGUAAUACGUUCGCAACGAUUUUUUUGAAUAGGACACCCUAUAUAUCAUUCAAGUAUAGGAAUCUCUAUGCAGAGCUGAAUUUCAAAAUGUAUUAUACAUAGGGCUUGUAUACUUACAGUCCUUCUGUUAAAUUUAGUACUCUCGUAAAGUAGAGGAUAAAUCCGUUUUUCGCCAAACUAUCCAUUCCUGAGGAAUCUCCUGGAAUACAUCAAUCUCCAUUAUUUGCAAUUUGUCACAUUUCAAACGGAAACUUGUAUAUACAGGGUUAUCUACGUAAGAGUAAUGACGCCCGCGACAGUUUUUUCAAACAGAAAACUAUAAUAUAUUCAAUUUUUAGAUUCUUGAUGGAGAGCUGGCUACAAAAUUAUUUUACUUAUAGAAUUUGUACACAGUGCGUCCGUAUAGUACUAUAGUGUGAUAUAGAGAUGGCAUUGAAAAAAAUACCGAUGUUAUUUCUUCUACACGGAUCAUUCUGCAUGAAUUCAUUUCAUUCGGAAAGAUGCCCAAAAUAAAAUAGAGUUCGACGGUGUCGAACGUUUUGUCCAAUAAUUAUUUCCCUUAAUUUUAAGAAAUUCAUUCGGUACUGCAUACAAACCCUAUGUGUGAUAUAUUUUUGUAUUCAGAUUUUCUUAGAGAGUCCAUUCCAUUGUCGCGGACGUCAAACGUCGAACAUGGAUCACCCAGUAUACUAAUUUUCUCCUCAAUAUGUAGCAAAUCAAAAAUAAAAAACGACCUGUUCUGGGAAUUGUCUCCUCUAAGUCGCCUAUUCUCGAAUAUUGUCCCUCAGUGUUGUACAUAAAAUUAAUAACUAUCGCACAUUUGUUCAUACUCUGUGUUUUUCUCAUAAUAAAAUGUUGAUAUUCUC